AUGUUCCGGUCUCCCAAUAAUUCUCAGACAAUUGUGUUAUCCACUCGGCACAUCAGGAUCAGUUCAUCGCAGUUCCCAUACCCGCCGGCAAACUCGCCCAGUUUACCCGCUACGUUCAACAAGUGGACUAGACAUCGUGCUUUCACCAUCCGGAUAAACCUCAAGCCAGGCCUCCACAUGCUCUGCACUGUAGACAUUACGGAGAAACUGCAAAGAAUGUUUCAUAUCCCCACUGCUGAGCCGAAUGAUAAAUGGGGAAGCGGCGGGUGCAGUAAACCAAGAUUUAAUAUAAAUGGAUCCCUUGGUUCGGCAGUAUGUCCCGCUUAG
This is a messenger RNA of Morchella sextelata, 327 nucleotides long. RefSeq lists its product as uncharacterized. The record is from RefSeq and is a predicted model, not a curated record. The transcript is spliced from 6 exons. NCBI's taxonomy places the organism in Eukaryota, Fungi, Ascomycota, Pezizomycetes, Pezizales, Morchellaceae. The coding region runs from base 1 to 327 and encodes 108 amino acids.